This is a messenger RNA of Adineta ricciae, 1677 nucleotides long. NCBI's taxonomy places the organism in Eukaryota, Metazoa, Rotifera, Eurotatoria, Adinetida, Adinetidae. The record is from the annotation of a GenBank genome assembly.
AUGGAGGAAGCAGUUGUUCCUGGACGUUUUACCGACGUUGCCGAUGAGCCUGAACAAACUCUUUUACCACUCAAAGGAUAUGAAGAGUGCGAUAUAGUUUCCAUUGAAAAAGCGCUGGAACCAGUUCGCGAUUUACUUUAUAAUCUUGAUGCGAUGAUUUAUACGGCACGAAGAAAUAGUCGAAAACCAAGAGAUAACUUAACUGAAGAUGAAUCAGCUGCUAUUCAUUUAUAUACAAUGCAAUGGCCGAAACAACACUCAAGUUUAUAUAAACUACUGAAUGAAAGACUUCGUUCGAUCGAUCGUGAAGGUCUCAAACCAUGGUUUCUUUAUUUAAGAUUAUUUCUAAAUGCAUUGUAUAAACUUCCAUCGCAGGAAACAACCGUUUGGCGAGGCGUUCGAGGAGAUCUGUUUGAUCAAUAUAAAGACAAUCAAAUCUGGUGGGGAGUAAGUUCGUGCACUGAAACAAUGCAAGUUGUGAAGAAAUUCAUCGGUACCGAAGGUAUUCGAACGAUUUUUCAAAUCGAAUGUUUCAGUGGUAAAAUGAUUCGAGAUCAUUCGUAUUACAAAAAAGAAAAUGAGAUUAUUCUCUCACCAGGAUGUUUCUUUCGAGUUGUUAAACGAUACGAAAUAGAAAAGGAUCUAUACAUGAUUGAAUUACGAGAAGAAAAACCACCAUAUGAAACUGUUCCUCCUUUACCUGACGUAUUUAAAACACCAUCGAACGAAGACACUACAGUACGUGUUCCGUACGUCUUGAAUGAUCAUCACACGAUUCCUUGGUCUAACUUAAAAUCUAUCCUACAUAAAUCAUUGCGAUCAAGAAAACAAGUCAUUGAAACAAUAGCUGGUGGAAAUCGAAGAGGUUUCGAUUUGGACCAUUUAAAUAGUCCGCACGGAGUCUAUAUAGAUACAUAUGAUACGAUAUACGUGGCUGAUUAUGAGAAUAAUCGAAUUGUUGCGUGGGAAUCUCGACGAAAGACGAAAAGAAUUCUUGUUGGUAGAAAUCAAGAAAUCAGUCGUCCAACUGAAGUUGUUGUUGAUGAACAGAAUGGGUCAUUGAUCAUUGCUGAUUUGGGUAAUAAACGAGUAAUUCGUUGGUCGAAUGGAAGUCAAGAAAUUCUCGUUGAAAAUAUCGAAUGUUUUGGCUUAGCGAUGGAUACGGAUGGAUUUAUUUAUGUUUCGGAUUGGAAAAGAAAUGAAGUAAGACGAUUAAAGAAAGGUGACACUGAAGAGCGAGUUGUCGCUGGUGGAAAUGGCCAAGGAAACAAUAAGAAUCAAUUGAACUGUCCAGCGUCACUUUUCGUCACUCACAACCAAUCAGUUUACGUAUCAGAUUCGGAUAAUCAUCGUGUUAUAAAAUGGAGGAAGGGCGCUCACGAAGGAACUAUUGUUGCUGGUGGCAAUGGUGUAGGAAAGAAUCUGAAUCAACUAGAAAAUCCGCGAGGACUCUUCGUUGAUCAUCAUCAUCACAUCUAUAUCGCUGAUAACUGGAAUGAUCGAGUUAUGUGUUGGCGCGAAGGCGAUCGCGAAGGUGUAGUUAUUGCUGGGAACACUACUGAUACCAAAGCAGCAAAUUAUUUAUCUUUUCCAGAAGGCUUAGCGUUUGAUUCUGAAGGAAAUCUUUACAUUGCUGAUUUGGGUACUCAUCGUAUCCAAAAGUAUAGAAAUCAUUGA